CGCCCCUUCCAAAGCGGCGCCAGACCAGUGAACCUUACUAUGUACACGUGUACAACAGUAGCAGUUCGUGAGUAGUUGCCAAGCACUGCACAUACCGGUAAUUUCCCCUAAGGCCCAACGACAGCGACAAAGCCUACUUGCGAAAUACAAAACUGUGGAAAAAUGGAUUUUACAGCUUGUUGUGUAGUAAUUGUGGCUUUGAUAGCUGCAGUUUCUGGAGAAGUGAAUAUAAAUGUUCUUUUCAAGCCUGAAGAUUGCACGAGAUCUGCGCUGUCAGGGGAUUACUUGACCGUAACCUAUGUGGCAUUCCUCCCCGAAGAAUCGGGCAACGAACGCUUCGACACAUCGGACAACACAGGACCUGUUCACUUUCGCCUAAAUGAUCCUGAAAGUACUGCAAUGCAGGGAUGGCACCAGGGCUUGGAGGGAGCUUGCGUGAGGGAGAAGAGAGAAGUUUUGAUUCCCGCCGGAGAGCUUACCAUGAACCAUCGACUACCAAACACCAAGCCUCCACCAGAAGGAAAAGAUGUUGGUUAUCGUUUUGAAGUGCGAAGCAUCAAAGAUACACCUCCAGCAGAGAACCUGUUUAAGAAGAUGGAUUUUGAUGAAAACAAACAGAUCUCAAAAGAUGAGAUUAAAAGAUAUAUGGAGGAGUCUGGAAUUGGAGGGGUAGAGAAGUUUGAGACUCACAAGGAAGCUAUCGAUCACAUGUUCAAUAAGAUGGAUAAAGACAAAAAUGGAGCUAUUAGCCAUGAUGAAUUUCCAGGACCAAAGCAUGAUGAGUUCUAGGAUCUGGACCUUGUUGUUCCAUACAGCGUUUAUUAAAGUUACUUAUGACUUACUCAUGAUUUGACGCAUUCCUGGAGCAUGUUUUCAGGUGCUAAGCCAGCUACCUAGAGAUAUACCAUUUACCGCAAGAAAGGAUCACCAGUCGUGCAUAACUUCAUUUGUGACUUACAAACAGCUUUAUGAAACACCCACCAGGAGCUAGGUCAGGGCCCCGUCUUACAAAGAGUUGCGAUUUAUCCGAUCAAUCGCAACUAUGGAUGGCCAGCAACGUCAACGUCUAUUAUGCAUGUUUGUUCAAAAUAUUUAAGCUAUGAUGUAUAUUCAUGGCAUGCAUUCAUCGUUUUCUUCAAAAUUCACUGUGUAUUUCUUUGGUUACAAAAUACAUUGUGCAAAUUUCCUGUAGAAAAAAAUUAUGACCCUAGUGGAUUUCCAUAGAGUUACAAUUAAAUGGAUCAAUCAUAACUCUUUGUAAGAAGGGGCCCAGAUGUCUGUUUUAUGUUGGGGUUUUAGAGGGAUGAUGGAUAGAACUUGUCAUCAAGUCGUUGCUCUGUGAAUGAAAUAUCUCAUAUCGCUUCUCUAGCUUUUGAAUUUUGCUCCUGCAACAAUUCCUUCCAUAAAAAAAAUCUCUGUUAAAAGACAAAAAAAAUUAAACCUAUCUUUCACAUAUUGAGUAAUCCAUGUCAUUAUCAUUACAAUAGUCAAAACCAAAACUCCUAUUAAAACCAUCCUCAUUACCUUUAUUCCAGGAGAGAUAAAAAAAAAUUGGACUAGAGUCAAAAGCGACAUGCUAUUAAGAUUAAAUUUUCUUCAUUCAUCAUAUUGGACAGCCACUGCUUAUGAACAAUACCAGUCUCUAUUUAUAUCAUGAAAUUAUUGUUAUUUUCAAUUCUUUUGACUUUUUGACCUUAUUUCAUUAAACAAAUGCUGCAAUUGAAUCAACAGGUUAUCGCAUCCAAGUAAUAUUGUUUUUUAACCAAAUAUGUUUACAAUUAUAUUUUAGGUAUAAAAGGCCACAAGGUUUUGAUUGGUAAUGUGUAAGGUUGCAAGAGGUGAGAUCAGCUUAAAUUUGUAUCAUAAUAAUUGUAAUUAGUUGUAACUUUUCAUAUAAUGGGAUCCACUUUGUAUUAUUUUUUUGCACAAUGGGGAUAUCUUAACCAAAAACAAAACAUACUGUCAUUGUAUUUUUCUUAAAUUACUUAUUAGCAGUAUACCUUGAAUUUUUAUUAGUAUUAAAACGAGGCUGAACAUGAUUUUUUUUUAAAUACCCAUGAAUUCAUAUGAAAAGGAGGGGAAAACCUGUGUGAGAUGUACAAUAGUUUGGUGUUUCUAGUAUUGUAAAGUGCAUGGAGAGAGAGAUUGAUUCAAUGUCUCUUUGGAAAUUAAAUGAUACAUUAUAUUUUUUAGACAAAAUAACAUACUUUAUGUAUCUAAAACUGCAAAGCCAAGAAAAAGAAAUUCAAGUACUGCUCCCCCCCCCCGCCGCCAUAACAAAAAUAGAAUUGAUUUUGGGUAUUGCUUAGAGGGUACUUAUAUUAAAAAUUCAUUGUGAAAUCACCUUGUUUUCAAGAAAAGUUGUGUAAAGAUAAUGAGUGAUGAAAAUCUAAAUGCAGGGGAGCGUUUCAUCGACAUUUUUGUCUGACAAGUUGUCAGAUCUGACAUCUUUCCAUGAUUUUGAUUGGCUGAGAGGCACUGUUCCUAUGGCAACUGUCGGAUAAAAUGGGACUUGUCGGAUAAAACGUCCGACAAGUCCUUUCAUGAAACGCCCCCCAGAACACUGGUUGUCAUGUUUCAUGUGCCUUUGAAUUGUAAAAUGGUAAGUGAAGAAAAGUUUGAACGUAGAUUAGGUUAUUCAGAGUUUAAGUUGUAACUUUAGCUAAUUUUUUGUUCAUGUUAAUGAUACAUUUGCAUGAUAGCCUAUACUUUUUAUCAAAAUUAAUGAACUUUUUUUUUGCUCAAUUCGAUUUAUGACUCUAAGUCUUUCAUUGCUAUAUAUCAUGAGAAUGCAAAAUUGGUAUACCAUUUCUGAUUGUGAAAUUAUUGCUAUCACCUUGAAUGGCUUUUGUAGGGUUUAUAUCAUUUUAUGACUGUAUAAAAUCUUUGAACAUUGUAGUAUGCAUACAUUUAUUAUGCAAUUUUUUACAUAUUAAGUACUGAUGCUAGUAUUUAUUUUAGUUCCCAGAUAUUUGUUACCUAUAGCUAGAAGUUCAGAAUAAAGAAGUAUAAUUUUGAA
Lytechinus variegatus (green sea urchin) is the source of this 3019-nucleotide messenger RNA. Its product is annotated as peptidyl-prolyl cis-trans isomerase FKBP14-like. The record is from RefSeq and is a predicted model, not a curated record. Lineage: Eukaryota; Metazoa; Echinodermata; Echinoidea; Temnopleuroida; Toxopneustidae. The transcript has 4 exons. Gene Ontology annotation, molecular function: peptidyl-prolyl cis-trans isomerase activity; calcium ion binding. The coding region runs from base 163 to 789 and encodes 208 amino acids.